Grosmannia clavigera kw1407 is the source of this 18624-nucleotide messenger RNA. Its product is annotated as involucrin repeat protein. Lineage: Eukaryota; Fungi; Ascomycota; Sordariomycetes; Ophiostomatales; Ophiostomataceae. The record is from RefSeq and is a predicted model, not a curated record. The transcript is spliced from 6 exons. Bases 1 to 18624 code for a protein of 6207 amino acids.
AUGAUGACGCGUGACGCGCAUCGCCGGAGCCCCGACGGCAACGUCCGCCGGAGCCGGCGCAAAGACCGGCGGCGAUCGGACGAGGCCCUCAAGGCAGCGGCGGCACCAUCCUCGACGCGACGGCGACAGGACGGCUAUGACCGACCGUAUGACCAGCCGUAUGGCCAGCCAGAAUACGGACAGAGAGACUACGGACAGAAUCACGAACAGCCGGAAUUUAAGCGGCCGGAAAACGAGACACACAGCCAGACGGCCGAUUACGAGACGCGUGACCGACGCGACAGCUACUGGCAGCAGCCACAAUACCCAGACACAGAGCAGCAACAGCAGCAACAGCACACCCUUCCGAGGACGCGACGACGGUCGUCUCCACAGGCCACAUCGUCGCCGCGAUCGCCACCCCGCCGACGGCCAGCCUCGCCCAAAUCGGCUGCUGCCGGCCUUGGCUUUGGCUUCGGUGACCGCGACAGGACAAUGCCUCCACCACAGCGUGGCGGCAGUGCCGAAUUCUACUAUGCUGCUGCGCGUGCUGGCAGUGGCAGCGGCACCAUUCCCAUUGCUAGACACAAUGGCCACAAUGGCCACAAUGGCCACAACGCUCACGCUUUACACUCGCAGACAGCCACGACAACUCGCGGUCUCCGGGCUGACUCGACCUCGUCGCUCUCGUCUUCUGACUCGUCGACAUCCUCGUCGCUGCUCAACAUCUCGGCCCCUCGCACAACCGUCCAGGGCAUCAUGUCGUUUUUCAAAAAGGGCAGUCCUGCCCGCACGCGCAGCCACAGUCGUUCGCGCCGAGAGCAUCGCGCCCAGAAGAACAAGCGGCGCCGUUUCCUUCGCUUCGGCAACAGCAGCUCGUCCUCCCUCGAUGAUGGCCUCUUUUACGGCAAGGGCUACAUUCCCCGGCCACGCGGCCCGCCAGAGGACGACCAGAACGGAGGACCGGCUGGUCAGCCCAAUGCAAGCCUGGAAGACCUCGAGGGCCUCGCCUACGGCAGCGGUCCAUCGCUGCCUGCAGCCACAGCCUCAGCUUCUGCAGCAGCCGCCGCCACGUCUGGGCCCAGUCGUAAGCCCACCGACGACGAGGAGAUCAUCCGCAUCGGCCGCGAGCUGGCCAUGCUGGCUCGUGAAGACAACCGCCACGAUCUCGCUCGCCACGGCCGCCGGCCACCCAGUCGCCUGGUCACGGCCACUGCAGCUGUUGCUGCUGGUGCCGGUGCGGUCGACAGGCUUCGCCAGUCCCGACGGCGCAACCGGCCUCAGUCGACUCUGGAUCUGUCGGACCAGGAGGCCGACGAGCUGGCUGCCGAGAUGGAGCGCCAGGGCCGCCGUCGCGGUGGUGGUGCCUCCCGGCCGCAUCGCCUGUCAGCUAUGCAACCUCACACCCAUUCGCCCGACGAAUCUGAGUGGGAGUCGGCAUCGGACGACGACUCGGAUGACUCUGGUGACGACUCUUCGCUCACUGACAGCGUCUUUGGUGUUGUUUCCACUUAUGGCCACCACGUUGAGGAUGACCACCAUCAGGCUGACGACUCCUCGUCUGAUGCCGACUCUGGACUGGCGUAUGGAUCCGGUGUGAGUCUGCCGGGAACCUCCGCCGGACCGCCUGCUGCGACGACGACGAGCACUGCUGCCACCGCUGGCGCUGCUGCCACCCUGGCAACCACAUCCUACUAUGCUGGCACCAAAUCGUCCAUUGUCGAUCCGCGGCUGUUUGGGCCCGUGAACUCGCUGCGUGGUCACGUGACACGUCCUUGUGGCUUUGGCGACAGCGACGUGGAGACACGCAGACGACGCUAUUCCGAGCAGAGCGUGCGCGUCUCGCAGCAGUUGCAGACGUCGCCGCCGAGCCAAACCGGCUCCCAGACUCGCGACCACGAACGGGACCGUCGCCGCAUAGGCACGCCACUGACCAUGACUGCCGGUGCAGCUGUGGUGGCGGCCGUGACUGCUGCAGUCGUGGAAACGCCGGUUCGUCGGAGUCGCGUUGACUCGGCUGAGCUGCAGUCACCCAAGCCGGUGGUGCCCGUGAGCAAGCGUGUCUUUGACGAGGACGUCGUCAAGCGAGAGAGUGAGCGGCGUAGAGUUGUCGAAGUUGAACGCGAGACUGAGCGGCGUAGAGUUGUCGAGGUUGAACGUGAGACCGAGCGACGGAGAGUCGUCGAGAUUGAACGGCAGAAGCAGGUCGACAUCGAACGGGAGACGGAGCGCCGGAGACUUGUGGAAGUCGAACGACAGAAGCAGGCCGAGGUCGAACGCGAGACCGAACGCCGGAGACUUGUGGAAAUCGAACGACAGAAGCAGGCCGAUCUGGAACGUGAGACGGAGCGUCGGAGGCUUGUGGAAGCCGAACGGCAAAAGCAGGUCGAUCUUGAACGCGAGACUGAGCGUCGGAGGCUUAUCCAAGCUGAACGGCAGAAGCAGCUUGAUCUCGAACGUGAGACGGAGCGCCAGAGACAAGCCGACCUCGAGAAGGAGCGCCAGCGCCAGAAGGAGCGCGAUCUCGAGCGAGAGCGCCAGCGCGUGCGUGAAACUGAACGUCAGAGAGAACGUGAUCUCGAGCGGGAGCGGGAGCGUGUGCGUGAGGUUGAACGCCAGAGAGAACGUGAUCUCGAGCGCGAACGUGAACGUGAACGUGAACGCGAACGCGAACGUGAACGCGAACGAGAACGGGAACGGGAACGUGAACGGGAACGUGAACAGGAACGCGUGCGCGAGAGCAAUCGCCUGAGAGAGGCCGAGCUGGAGCGAGAGAGACAGGCCGAGCUCGAACGUCGACGAGACCUGGAACGCCAACGAGACCUGGAGCUUCAGCGGGAGAGCGAGCGCCAGAAGCAGCUGGAGCUGGAACGUGAAGCCGAGCGCGAAGCUGAGCGCAAGAAGCAGGCUGAGCUUCAACGCCAGCGCCAUAGCCACGACGAUGGCGACGAUGACGAUGACGAUGACGACAGCGAGCACAGACGCAAGAUGGAGCGCGAGCUUGAGCUGCGACGACAGGUGGUGCGCGAGUACGUGAGGAGCGAGUCUGAACGGCUGCGCGAGCUGCAGCGCGAGUUUGAGGAGCGCGACGAGGCGCGCCAUCGUGAGCUGCAGGCCCAGAGCAAAAGCCCCGACUCGGACGACAGCGACAGCCGCGGCCACGAGCUAGACAGCGAGGUCGAGCACCGUCGACAGGUCGUGCGCGAGUUUGAACUGCGCGAAGCCAAGCGGCAGCGCGACCGCGAGCAGCUGCCGGAAGAGCCAAAGAUCGAGGCUGUGUCCGUUGAUCCGCUCCAGUUCCAGUUCCAUGCGACAGACGCGACCUUGCAGACGGCCCAAUACGACUCGUCGAAGCAGUCGUCCACACCCAACAUUGUCACGGUCGACGGGCCGUCGUGGGCAGACGACGACGAUGCGAGCGCCUAUGUGCCGUCGGCACUUCCGUCGCGAGCAGCAUCUCCGGAGAAGUUGGAGAAGACGGAGACGACGGAAAAGACGGAAAAGACGGAAACGAAGAUGGAGACAACAGAAUGGCGAGGCCGUGGAUUGGCACGCUCCGAGUUGGACGACGGCGAGACUGUGCUGGAGCGGACGCAACGAUCGACUGCGCCCAUCGACCGGGCCGCCAUCGCCGUGGCCGAGUCCAUGGUGUUCAGUGAGGAGCGCGAGAAACAGCGCGAGCCGCCGCGUGGCCGCAAGGACAGCCGCGACGCCUCGCGCGACAAAGACGGCCGGACCGAACGCGAGAUCCGCGAAGAGGCCGAUCUCUACUACCGCACCACGACGUUGGCCCGCCGGUUGGCCGAGGAGGAGAUCCGCUCCCGCAGCACCUCGCCCGAAGAUUCUGUCGUCGACAAAUAUGAGGGCCGUGAGAGAGGGUCUGGGAGUCGCAGGCGAGCUGAGAACAGACCUGUCAUCGACGACUCGGAAGACGAUGUGCCGUCCACGCCCAAGAGACCCCCCGAGGUUAUCCGCAUCGUCACGCCGCCCGAGAUGGUCCGGCGACAGGAGAAGAGCCCGUAUGAUGCCCCAGAUGCAGACGUGCGCAUCGACAACCACAUCUUCCCGCGUGACCUCAGCCGCUUCCUCCUUCGGUCCACCACCAAUCCUCAGGCUUCCAUCGUCGCCGAGGAUCCCUGGACCUGGGAUCGCAGCCGUCGUCGGUCCGUGACGCUGCCAAUGUUCAAGUCGCGUGACCCGUCCUGCGAGCGAGACCGACCCGUGCUCAAUAUUGUCAUGCCCACGCCCGAGCCAUCGCCCAGCCUGGAGAGGCAGCUGGCUCGUGCAGCCGCGCCGGCGACACCGGUCAGAGAGGUCGAGACAACGGUGCCAAAGGUCCAGGAAGCCCAGCCCGAACCUGAGCCUGUUGUCGUCGCCAUUGGUCCCCGCGGCGAGAUCGUCCGGGAAGUCUCUGCUGUCGUUGAAGAAGACACACCAGCGGCACCAAAGUCGACCGCCGCCAAGAAAAAGAAGCCGCCCGUCAAGCCGGUAAAGAAGUCCGGUUGGGCCGCCAUCCUCGGCGCUGCCGCUGCCACUGGGGCUGCCGCUGCGGCCACUGUUGCGACUGCCGUUGGUGGUACCAAGGAAGUCGAGGAAAAGGACGAGACCGAGGUCCAGCCCGAGGUCCAGCCCGAGAUCCAGCCUGAGUCCCUGCCACAAGCUCCCCUCUCUCGCCGCAUCGAGAGCCCCAUCGCCCACGAUGUCUCGCCCGAGACGGAGCGCGAACCACGGUGCCCCGUCGACAUCGGGGCCUUUCCCGACGACAACGACGGCGAGAUGGCUCCAAUGCCGCCUUCACCGGCCAGCAAGCCGAUGACGAUGCCUCGGAAGAGCCAGCGUGUUGUGACCGCCACCACAGCCACGCAGGAUUCCGAGCCCGCCGUUGAUCUGGAAUUUGCAGCCCUGAUGGGCGCCAGCCUGGAGUCGUCCGGCUUUCACAGCGACAUUGUGACCGACCCCAAGUACUGGCCACAGAAGCCGGCCUCGCCGCCCAGCAACAGCCCCGCGACGAGGCUUCAAGACUCGUCGGAUGACUCUCAGGAUAUCGUGUCCGAGACGGCCCUGGGAGACGGCCCGACAGUGACGGUGCGGUCUGGUCGCAGCAAGAAGCUGCGGCAACGCCGGGAAGAAGCGAAGGAGAGGCUGGAGACGGCCGUCGUGCCACCAGCUGGCGACUCGCAGCCGGCCUUGUCCAAGGCGCAGAAGAAGGACAAGAAGCGGCGAGAGGCAGCUGCUGCAGUGGCCAAGCCUGGCGUCGACGAUGGCAAUGGCCGAGAUCGAGAUCGAGAUCGAGAAAGGAGGGCGGACGGCAAGGCCGAUGAGGAGCCGUCUUUUUUAGCUAAUGCCGGCACCCUUGGCGCGGGUGUCGGCUCUGCGGGCAUGACUGUGGCCGCUGCAGCAACAGCAGCUGCCGUCGCCGUGUAUGCUCGCGCGAAAGCCGCCGCCGCUCCUUCGGAGAAAAAGGAGCUAGAGAGAGGGGCCGUUCCUGAGUUGGAGCCCGUCGAGGAGGAGAGAAAGGUUGAAGUCGAAGCCCAGCAGUCUGUCGGUGGAUCGAGAUCUGUUGAGGCAGUGUAUGCAGUCGAGGUCGAAGCAUUCGAGUUGGACGCUUCGGAAUCUGCCAACCCCUCCACCCACAAUCGUGCGCCUUCAGACACCGUCGUCGACCCUGAGAUCAUCGAGCGCGUCAUCCGCCCGGCCAUCGACCCCUACCACGGAGACCUGCUGCCACUGCCACCCAGCCAACCUGGAUCGCCGCCGAUUGAGCUACCGAAUUUGGGUGGCGGCAGCGGGAAGAAGAGCAAGAAGAAGAACGAGAACACAAAGUCAGAACAGGCCGGAAAUGACGAGGAUGAAGGCCAAAAGGACAGGGGAAGCAAUGACGACGACGUCGAUGACGACGACAACGACCAAGGCUUCCGCUUUCCCAGCCUGCCGCCCAGCCGUCCAGAGACGCCACCUGAUCGCGACCAUCCCGAGCAGCACCGCGAACGCGAGCUCGAGCAGUUCAUCCGCGAGACCAUGGCUGCUUCAGCUGCCGCCGCUUCUCGACGUCGCUCCAGCUCGCUGGUCCGUCCGUCGACCGCUGCCUCCAGCCCGACGGCCGUGCCCAUCAAAUACGUCUUGCCGCCGCGUGCUGCCUCGCCCUCGUCGCCCAUCGGCUCACCGUCCUCGUCCGCUGCUGUCAGUAUCGGCAGCGUCCCCGAGCUGUCGUCCAUCUCGCACAAGCGCAUGUCGUGGGACAGCAGCCGCGACCUCAAGCCAUUGCGCCUGGUUCAGCAGAUCAGUCCCUCUGGCCAGCUGCCCGAGUCCGACGUCGUCGCUUCAGCUUUCGGCAUCGCCACCAGCCCCAACAGCGGCUACAACAGCCCCCCGGUUGUGUCCCCUUCGACCGUCCCCGCCGGCUCCAGCGUUCCUGGUGCUGCUGCUUCCUUCCGCCGCAGUCUUGGGGGACUCGCCAGCUUUGGUGCUCCCAUUGGCGCUCCGGCCGGUGCCGACAUGUCACCGCUGCGUGAGGCCCUCGCCCGUGCCGCCAUGACCGGCAGAGCAGCUCACCGCCGUAGCCUGCCGAGCCCCAAUGCCCUGACGCAGCAGCUGAAUGCCUAUGCAGCCGCUCAGGCCGCUUCGGCUGCAGCUCGAGCCGCCACCGGAGCAACGCCAGAGGCCGAUGCGGACGAACCGCCGUUGACGAGGCCGCGCACGAGCCCGGCCUAUUCGUCUGAUUCCCUUCAUCGCGACAUCAGCACUGACGGCGUCCUUGCCCGUCACAAGGCUGCCUCCGCACCGCAGACCGCUCGACAUUCGCUGGAUGACUUCCGUCGCAGCGACGUCUUCGCCUUGAGCGAAACUGUUGUUGAGGAGACUGAGCCUGAGCCCAAGCGCCCGAUGUCCGCUCCUGCACCACAGCUCGCAGAAGAUGGCCAUCAGAUCGACAGAAAAUCUGCCGACGAUGUUGUUUCUGCAAGUCCUGCCUCUGGCGGUAUCGCUCAGAGCAUUGCUGCCGCCUUUGCUCCCACUCUUAACCGCCUUUGGGGAGCUGGUCGUGAGGAUGAGAAGCUCGAGACUGCGGCCUCAGAGUCUGCAGAGGCUGCUGCGGAAGAAGAAACAGAUUCGGUCGAGAAAGAGGCGCCUGUUCUCGAACAGACUCACGAUUUGCCCAUUCCCAGCGUCGAAAUUGUCGAGCCAGAGCUGGCCAAGGAGGCCAUACUCCCGGCAGAGCUCGCUGCCGAGGACGUUGACAAGGGCAUGCCGGUUGAGCGACUGGCACCGGAGGAUGUGCCUCUCCCAGUCGACGAGUUGCCUAUCGAAGAGCCAGACACCGAGCAACCGAUUGCAGAGGCGACCAUUGACAAGGGAAAAUCUGUCGAGCGCCUUGCACCGGAGGGUGUAUCUGUACGAACCGAUGAGUCGGCUGAGGACCAGCCAGUGACGACAGAAGACAACGGAAGGUCUGUUGAGCAACUCGUUUCCGAAUAUGUCCCUCUACCAGCUGCCGAGGAGCAAGUCUUGUCCGCCACGCCUACAAAAAAGAAGAAAGAAACUUCCUCCCAGGCUGGCGGCACAGCUCCUGCAAUCAUUAAAUCCGGAAUGUUCGCCGAGACGGAGCCGACUGAGAAGUCCACAGUCUUGCUGAAGCGACAGGAACCUUCCGCCAUCAAAGACGUCCGGUCUGACUCAAACUUCGAUGAUGAGUCUGGGCCUGCUGUGGAGACGAUAGUCGCCUCCGAAGACCACGUUUCCGCCAUUCAGACACCAGAGACAGAGAGCGGCUUCCCGAAUAAGAACCAGAGUGUCUCAGAAUCUCAGACGCCUUCGGGCCUGGCGAAGGACAGCAACAAUCGGGCCGUGACGGUCGGAGAGAUGCCGGAAGCGUCAGCGGAGAAAGAGACCCCUGCCGUCAUCCCUGUGGCGGACUCGGGUGACUCGAGCGAGCCUACGGUCGCUGUGGCCGUUUUGCCGAUCGCAGAGGAUCACCAGACCGGGGACGAAGUCGUUGGUCCCGCAGGCGACAAAACCCUGUCGGCAGCCCUGGAAAAGCGGUCCUCCAGGCCUCUCCUGCCCACACUUGGCCUCUUUGGGAGCGGCAAGAAGAGUGGGCCUGGCAGCAGUGCUGCAGCCACGGCGGAGCCCAAGCCCCUGCUCGUCCCCAGUACCGACAAAUCAGGCAAUGCCAACACGCAGCAGCAACCCACAGCUGGGAGCACGACAGUGGACACCGCUUCUGGCGAGUUGGCGCCCAUCGACCGGGGCGUGCAGCUGCCAGAAGAUUCUGCACCCAAUGGAGAGGAUUCCCCCAUCUCUUCGGUGGGUGUGGCGGUUGAGGAGUCGGUCGAUGCGGCCGAGAAGGCCAAGGCAAGCGAAAGCCAGGACCCGGAUUUCUUCCACGACGUGGCCAACACCGACGUCUCUGGCAGUGCUCCCACUGGCCCGCAGCCACCUGAGCCCGAACAGGUCGUCCCCCCCGCCGUGGAUCUUGUCGAGCUGCCAAGUGCAACCAAAGCGGCAACUGACGAGAAAGGCGACCAUACGCACACGGCAACUGACCGCGACGUGGAACAAGUUACCCCCGCUGCCAGUGAUGCCACCAUAGACCCAUUGAAGAUGGCUAUUGAUGCAAUUGGGGAGCGGGACACCGUCGACCAUGACUUUCCUGUCGUGAAGCUGAAAGGCAAGAAGGCGAAGAAGCAGCAGAAGCGACUCGCAGCCGCAGCAGCAGCCGCAGCCACAGCCGUUGUCGCUGCAGCGGAAGCUGCUGCAACUGAAGGAACCGCGGACGACGCAGUUACCAAUGCCGAAUUUGCUACACCAGUCGAAGAGCUCCCAGCGUUGGUCGAAGCAGCAGCGCCGCCGGGUGAAGGGCUGUCUGCUGGCGGGAGGGCUGCUGUUGUCGAGCCCAUCUGGGAAACUGUGGAUGAACGUGUCGCAGCUGAGAGCGAAUGGCCCAACCUGACGAAAAAUUCGAAGAGGGGAAAGAAAGAUAAAAAAGAUAAAAAGGGCGACGAAAACCCGACAACGGUUCUUGAACACGCUAUUGUGGACAACACAGUCGCUGGAUCCUCCACUGAUGCGACUGUCGAGGUUGCGGAGCCAGCGGAGCCAGCGGAGUUUGUGGGGCCAGUCGAGGACGUUGCCGAAUCUGUGGAGGGUGUGGUGGCGUUCGAGCCCGUCGAGCCUAUCGAAGCUGUCGAGGCUGUCGAGGCUGUCGAGACUGCCAAGGCUGAGGAGGUUGCGGAACCUGUCAAGCAGAUCGAGCCUGUGGAUACUGCCGAACCCAUCAAGGCAGUCAACGCUGCUGAAGGCAUCGAACUCGAGGAGGCUAGUCAACCAAGGGGAACUGUCGAACUUGCUGCGCCUGUCGAACGAAUCGAGAGCACCGAGAUAGCUGACCUCACGGAUGUUGUGAAAAGCGAAGAGGCCACUGAAACCAACCUCGCCGAGCCUGCCGAAGCUGUUGAGCUUGUCAAGACAAUCGAGCCUACCAAGACCACAGAGCUUAUCGAGACCACAAAGCCCAUCAAAGUCAUAGAGUCCGUCGGGUCUGUUGAAACUCUCGAAACUACCGCUGCUGAAACCGAACUGCCCACAACGCCGACAAAGGGCAAAAGCCUGGAGGCCUCUAUCUCCGAAGACGAUGCAGAAGACAAGACCACGACUGAACUUGUGGAUGCUGCAGAGACUGUUGAGGCUGCCGAACCAGUUGGAGCUGUUGUGCCAGUCGAAGCUAUCGAUGUCGAGGAGGACAAGGCGGCCGAAACGGUCGAAGAAACAACAAAGACAGAGGCAGCUUCCCAAGACGAGUCAGCUGAUCCGGUGCUGCCUGACGUACCUUCCUCAACCGUCGCGAACGAAAGCGAAUGGCCAAUGACGUCCAAGAAGAGCAAGAAAAACACAAAGGACAAAAAGGGCAAGAGCCACCGGCAGGAACAGCUUGGGCAAGCGGAGACUGGCGAGAAAGUCGAGCAGGCCGUGCCUACGGAACCAGCAGUAACCUCUGAGACUGUCCUUCCUGUCGAGUCGGUCGAACCUGCCUCUCCAGCGACGCCAGCGGAGAUCAUCGUUCCUUCCCAAUCCAUCGAGCCUGUGCCGUUAUCAGAGCUUGCCGAUUCGUCCCAGUCGACGGAACCCGCUGCUGAACCCUCUUCACCGAUAUCACUGAAGAAGAGCAAGAAGGGCAGGAAAGGCAAAGGAAAGCAGGUCGACACCACGGCAUCUGAAGCUGUUGACACGACCGAGCCGACAGAACUCUUCUCCGCCGACCGAGCAGUGACACCGGCCGAAACGACAGAUUCGCCCGAACAAGCCGAUCUCAGCAGUGCCGGCAGCCCUGAGACGAAAGAUAAUCUCAAGGACUCCCAUAUUUCGUUCGCCCUUGAGCCGGUAUUGCACGGAGCUGCGCCGUCUGAGGAUGUGCCCAUCGAAGGUAAUCCUGUGGGAGCAAGCGAGGCCAUCGAGGCAGUCCCGACCACUGUGGAAGAGGUGAAUGCCGUGCGCGAGUUCCCACUGCCGGAAGAGCAGGCGCCCGAGGAGAAGGAUCUGGAGAAAGGCGUGGAAGAGAAGCAGCCGGAGCCAGUGAAGCUUUCGGAAGAAAUUGCGCCGGAGACCUCUCUUCUGGCUGGUGCACUCGAUGGUGAAGCGGCUGCUCAUUCGGAAGAGCCGACGCAGCCGGAUAACGAGCAGCCUGUUGUGGAAGAAACGCAGGAUGACAAUAUUCAGGUUACGACUGCAAAGGAGGAGAAUUUGAAGGAGCCUGCUGCCGUCGAGGAAAUCAUCAAGACCACUGAGACCACCAAAGAGGAUGUCCAUGUCCUCCCCAGCGACGCUGACCCUGUUUCUGAACUCGCCAGUACAGAGCCAUCUGUCGAUCUUGUCAAGCCAACGGAGGUUGCUCUGCCAGAGGAGCCGACUUCCGCGAAGGAGGCAUCUCCUGAAACGGCGACACACGCCGAAACUGUUGACGAAGUGGAAGUUCUCUCUGCUGAAGAUGAGGGAGCCACUGGUACCCGCUCGCCUGUUUUGGAGUCCGAGGCUUCAGAUGUGUACCCUGUGCAUCUCAAGAAGGCGAAGAAGAGGAAGGGCAAGCAACAGGAGGGUGUGCAGGACGAGACAGCAAGCCCGGAUGCGUCUGCACCGGCCACUGAAGUCAAGGCUCCUGUGUCUGAGAUUGAUGGCUCUGUGCCUGUCAUUGUUGAAGAGUCAAAGCUCCCGGGUGACGUGAUUGAGAAGGCUACCGAGCAACCAGAGUUUUCACAAUCUGCUAGCCACGUUUUCAGAGACAUUGACACGACCCUGAGACCAUUAGAGUUAGCUGCUGAUGUGGACACGAGUGGACCGAGCUCAACCACGGAAGUCACAGAGCCCAUGCCCGCAACAGAUCUUCUCGCUGCCCCAAGCCCCCAGAGCGACAAGAAGAAUGAGGGUAGUCUAGCAGCAGGCGACGUGGCGACACAGGAGGAGUUGGCCUCCAAAACAGCGAAAGCAUCACCAGAAGCCAAGGAAACUGCUGCUGAAUCUGCUGCGACACCUAUCAGCCAAGACACCUCCCAUAUCGUCGACGAGACUGUGCCGGCACUCGAGGCAUCUGCGGAAGAAGCUCAGCAAGACCUGGCUGCAGAGCCGCUCAAUGUCGAGGAAACAACUGAGUCUAAGCCUUUGGACAAUCCUUCGACAGAGGUUGCCACUGAUUCUCGCAAGGGGCCUGAAAUCAAGCAGGGGCCUGAGGCAGUAUUGGAGACUCCUAGGGCUUUACCGACCGAGGAACUGUCUUCUAUUUCUGAGCGGCCUACUCCGAAAUUGUCAAAGAAAGAGAGGCGGUCCAGGAGAAAGGCACAGCAGCUGGCAGAGUUCGCUGAGGAUGCCGAGCUUGAGGGCACUACCAAAGAUGGCCUGCUAGCGGAGGAAACCCCGACUGCUCUGGCGAGUGGUGCUGAUGAAGGCCGGAGAGCUGACCCUCAGGCUAAAGCCGAAACGGACAACAAGAACGAAGCACCCAAGUCCGAAAGCACAGAACAGGAAGCUGUGGAGACACAGUCUCGAGAUGUGCAAUCUGAUGAAAACACAGUGCUUGAGCAGCCGAGAGACGACGAUGCUGCCCUUGUAGAAAGCGUGUUGCUGGUGGAACCGACUCUGGCUGCAGAAGGUGCCAACGAAGAGACUCUUUCGAAAGACCAACCCCAAGAAUCUGAGCUUUCAGCACCUGUUGGAGUUCCUGCCGACAGCAACACGCCUCCGAUUACCCGGAAACUCUCAAAAAAAGAGAGGAGGGCUAGAAAAAAGACAGUAGGAUCGUGGACUGAAUUGGAAGACAACGAUUUCCGACAGGAAGUUGAGGCUGUCAUUAAGAAGCCCCUAUUGGCCUCAGCCCCGCCAACUCCAAAGUUGUCAAAGGAGGAUAAGAAGGAGGACGAGAAUACCGCAAAGAAGCCAGAGACGGUAGCUGACGUUGAAGCUGAAGCGGCGAAGAUGAGCGAGAUCCCGUCGAAAGAAACUGAAGCUGGUGCCGACGAAUCAAAGGAGCGUCAUUCGACGGCGGGCGACUCGGAAGAGAAGCUGGCUCUGACUGCGGAGGAGGCACGCGCCGAUUCCGUGGUCGAGAGAGCUCUUUUACCUGAGGCUACGGCAGAGGUUCAAGACGAAGUUCGACACCGUUCGGGAGAGGGAUCUCGAGAAGAGGAUGCGGGUGGAGAAGAUUCUCGUGAUGAGGAGCCUCGUGGAAAGGAGGCUCACGAGAAAGAGGUCGGCAAAGCGGAACCUCGUGAAAAGCUCCAGGUGGAAGAGGAGCCCGCUGCUGUCGUUGUUCCGGGCCCGAAGCUGUCCAAGAAAGAGAGGAGGGCAGCAAAGAAGGCACAGGAAACGAAGACUGACGCUGACGUUGAAGGUGUGGCGCCGCAAGCGGCUGACGCUGCUUUUGUUGAUGGGCCGGCUCCUGGCCCCGAGCAGAUGUCCACCGCCAUUGCAGAGGACCUCAAGAUGAAACCUACAGUUGAGGCCAUUUCAACGCCUGCAAUGGGCGCCGAACUACCGGCAGAAAGUGGGCCUGCGACAACUGUUUUACCAGUCGAGAGCGUGCCUGCUAUGGUCGAGGAUCGUGCUACAGUUAAAGAGUCUGUCAAGGUCGAAGAGCUUACUACAGUCGAGGAGCCUGCCACGGUCGAGGAGCCUGCUACGAUUGAGGAGUCUACAAAGGUCGAGUCGGCACAGGCCGGUGCCAUGGAGGGCCCUCGGGAAGAAAAACAGCCUGUUGUCGUGCCUACGCGUCAGCUGUCCAAGACAGAAAAGCGGCAGUCGAAGAAAAAAGGUUCUCUGGGCUGGGCCGAUCUGGUGCAGGCCGCCUUCCCACCGGCUUCGACAAGCGAACCGACCAAGGCAGCCGAGCCAGCCGCGCGUUCUGGAUUCUCAUGGCCCUGGGGAAAAUCAACAGCGCCUGCGCAAUCGACGAAGCCCUCCCUCCCGGCCGAAGGAACCGGAGCCAACCCGACGUCAAAGGAGCAGAAGGAUAAGAAUCAGGACGGCUCUCUGCAGCCAGAACUGGAGCCCGAGGACGAGGACCGGUCUCUCCAGGGCCCUACACAGGUCAGCGAUACGCCUGCUACGGCUUCGCCGUCCCCCCCGCAAGGUGAAGAUGCACCCCCCGCCCCAGCACGUCCCGGUGGAGAGGAGGUGACGCCUGCUUCCUCUGGCGCCACCAAACCCCGCGGAAAGGAAAUGGAGAUCCAAGAAACGAGAGAAGCAGCCUUUGUCCCGUCUUCCUCUAUGGACUUGGAGCAGCCAGCCUCACCAACAGUUCUUGGUACAGCCGGAGCAGGAGAAGAAGAAGAAGCAGCAGCAGUAGCUUUGCCAGUGGCAGCCACUGCCGCCGCCGGCGCAACGGUGGCUGCCCUGACGUCGCGUUUAAAGAGCCCAAAACUUACAGAAUCUGUUUCCAAGGACGUUGAAGACGGCGAGCCAAUUGCCGCCCAUCCGGUCCGAGAUCGAGACCUGGACGAUGCCGACGAACACCUGCCGAAGCAGGCCGUUACCGAACCCGCGAGCGAGACGAACGAGCUGAGUCCUCGGCUCAGCCCCCACGAGGAGCAGCCGGUGCUCUCGCCCAAUGUCAACAUGGGGUUGAUGACGCGUCAGGAUUCAGACAUCUUUGACCGCGAAGGCUACGUGCCACAGCUGCUUACGGGCUUCGGCCCGGCGAUCGAAUCUGGCGAGGACGAACUCUCGGCGGCGGCGGAGACAACAGAAACGGAGGCCAAGGCAGCGGAGGAAGCCCAAGAGAAAAAGGUCAGUCCACCACCGUUGCAAAGUGACGAUACGAAGGUGGCUGUGGAGAAGACGAAAGAGGCGACGAGAGAGGAAGUGGGACAGAGCGAUGAGAAGAGGAGGAAGGAGACGACGGAGGUGGAAGUUGCGGGAGACGAGCAGCUUGUGCGGGUUGCCAGCCCCAGCAGGCUUACAGAGAAGAGCUCGGACUCGUCUGACGAGAACGGCCGUCUUGGCGGAACACACGUUGAGCCAGUUCUCACUCGGCACGUGAUCGACUACGACAAAGACGACGAGAUCGAGAGUCCGAUCCUGGGUCGCCGGGACUCUGACAAGCAGCGACACACGCCGCUGAAGAAGAAGGAGUUUGUCGCGACUACACCGCGAACGGAGGACCGGCUCAAGCGGCCAGUCCUUCCGUCGCCACAGGCAGCACAGGAGGAGACUCCAGAGCCGGAAAAGAGGGCACAGAACGGACCGCGGGACUGGGAUCGUGAUGUGUACCACACACCCAAGCGCACGCUCGGUGGCUUGGCACCGUCUCCAUCGAUUUUGCCAGAGGCAGCCAUUCUGGCAGCUGCAUCACCGAAGAUCGUCCAUACGCUGGUGCAAGAUUCGAACUCUGGCGACCUCCGCCGGUCGGGGUCGAAAGUCCUGCCUUCCGUCCAGGAGGAGGCGCACGAGGACGACGGGACACACGACAAGGACCACGGGACCGAUCGCGACAGCGGUUUCGCAGAGACGCCGUCGCCGUUGGCUAAAUUCAGCCGCCAGGGCGAGAGGGAGCAGCAGCGCGACAGCGGCGUCCACAUGCGCGAAUGGCCCGAACAUGGGCCACCAGCAGGCCGAACAUCGCCGGCUGAGUCGAUUCAGUCAGCAGGUCAGUUUGCACGGCCCAGCAGCAAAAACAGCAUCCGAACUGCAGGACUGCCAUCGGGCAUCCCCCGAGCCGUCCGGUCGUCGACUGCCCUCGUGGCUGCUGAGACAGGCACGCGCAGCGUGUCGGACAACACGAUCGUGGUCAAUCGCAAAACCCGCGCGUCGCCACAGCCUUUGGACGGAUUCUACGGACUGCGGACACUGUCCAAUUCCAGCCUCACGCGGGUCAACACGGAGCCGGUACAACGAAGUGAUUACUCAGCAACCCCGCCCUUGCGUCGGGCGUCCAAGCAAUUUGGCGGUGACCUGCGGUCCCUCAGUCAACGCACGGAGCUUUCUGCCAUCGGUGGAGCCAGAAGUGGGGAAUUUGCGCCGCCACCGCACACCGCCUCUUUGCCCUUGGAAAACAGCAGAGAGCUGCGUGGUCAGCCGGACGAGCAAAACCUGAGCAACAGCACACCUGUCGCCAAUGAAGGCAGGGUCCGCGAGAAGGGGUCCAUGACUGACGUUUAUGAUGGGUUUGGCGAGGGCCGGAUUGGUUCACCGCGCUCACCGACACGGCCGCAUAGCAUGCGGCGACGACAGAGCAUGCAGGUGAUGGAACUGGAGAACCGGGUGGAGCAGUUGAUGAUGGAGAACCGGCAGCUGCUGGAGGCGCGGUCGCAGAUGGAGGUCUCGGUCGGCUCGGUCGGACAGCGAGUAGCGGGCAAGCUGGCCGACCGGGACGGACAGAUCGAGGUGUUGAAGAAGUCGUUGGACGUGCUGCAGAAGGAGGUCAAGCGGCUGAAGGAGGUGAACGAGGGUCUCAACUCGGCCAUCGACUCGUCGGCACGGCAAAACAGCGAUCGGACCCGGAAGCUGGAAAUGGAGCACGCGGCAUCGCGACGGGAGCUGCACGUAAAAGACGCAGAAAUUGCCCAGCUCAGGUCGCAGCUGCUGGCGGCACAGGAGCAGAUCCGGGUGAUGCAGGCGCAGAUGUUGAUGUCGAAGCCGCCCGACACGGAACUGCUGCAACUCCACGACGUGGACUACUUUGACCGGCGGUGCCAGCAGCUGUGCGCUCACGUGCAGCAGUGGGUGCUGCGGUUCAGCAAGUUCUCAGACAUGCGGGCGUGCCGGCUGACGGCCGAGAUCAACGACGAGAAGGUGGUGGACCGGCUGGACAAUGCGGUGCUGGACGGCUCGGACGUGGACGACUACCUGCGUGACCGAGUGCUGCGGCGCGACAUCUUCACGGCCAUGACGAUGUACAUGGUGUGGGAGUUUGUCUUCACGCGCUACCUCUUCGGAAUGGACCGGGAGCAGCGGCAGAAGAUCAAGUCGCUGGAGAAGACGCUGCUGGACGUGGGCCCUGCAGCGGCCGUGCGGCAAUGGCGAGCAGUGACGCUGACGCUGCUGAUGCGGCAGAAGGCGUUCCGCGAGCAGCGUGACCGCGACACAGAGGCGGUGGUGCAGGCGGUGCUCCAGACGCUGAGCACGAUUCUGCCGCCGCCAACACACAUGGAGGAGCAGAUUGAGCAGCAGCUGCGGCGGGUUGUGCGCGAGGCCGUGGACCUGUCGGUGGAGAUGCGCUGCCAGCGGGCCGAGUACAUGAUGUUGCCGCCGCUGCAACCGGAGUACGACGCGGCCGGUGAGCUAGUCGAGACGGUGGCCUUCAACCCGGAGCUGAUGAACGAGCAGUCGCACGGCCCGGACGAGAACCCGGGUCUGGCCGGCGUGCCCGUCCGCAUCGUUCUCUUCCCGCUCGUGGUCAAGAAGGGUGACGACGAUGGCAAUGGCGAUGACGAGAUUGUCGUCUGUCCGGCCCAGGUGUUGGUGGAGGGUGUGCGGCGAUCCGGCUCGCGCACCGACAGCCACAGCGGUGACAAAGACAAGCGGCGGCUGACGACGCCCAGCUCGGACGCGGGCGGCGUCAGCCUGCUGCGGGGCAUGAGCCCAAGCAUGAUGUCGACUCCGGGAGGCGUGGCGGCAAACCGGAGCAACGUCAGCAUGAACGACGUCGUCGCGAUGCCUGAGGCACGGGUCCAUUUCAUCAUGGAAGAUGGCAAAUCUGCCCAUGCGGCUCGAAAACUCAUUCGUGAUGCCCGGAAACUCGUCCGUGAUGCUCGCAGACGCCUUCGCACUGCUCAGAAGCCCGUCCGUGACGCCGAAGGACUCGUGCGUGCUUCGCAAAGACUCGUGCGUGCUGCCCGAAAACAUGCCAGGCUUGCGAUUCCCACGACUCCUGCAACGCCUACGACUCAUGUGAUGCACGACAACAUGGCCGUCACUCUCAGCCCAUUGGAGCAGCUGCCAUCGCUGGUUCGUCGCGACGUGCUCGCAAACCUGCCGCUACCCGACAUCCGCUCUUUGGCCAUGGCAUCCCCGAUAUUCUACGGACAAUACGCCGGCGACCGCCAGCACAUUUUGCGUGAGUCGUUGCCGCUAAGUCUCGGCGCUGCCUACAUCGAUGCCAUCGGCCUCUACCGGUCGUCCACUGCGAAUUUCCGGCGCACAUGCUGUGCGGCUACCGUGACACAGCUCAUCACAUCCUACGGGCAGGAGGCUGGCCUUGGCGACUUUGACGUGGAACUGUUUGACGAUGAUGAAGACAACGCAGACGGUGAAGCCAGCAUAGAUUUUGAUGGUGCUGAUAACACGGAAUCACUUUCCCUGUCUCCUGCGUCACUUACUCCUGACAACAUCAGUGCCAUGUCCAAGUUCCACAUGACGACAAUCCUGCCGCUCGUGGAUAUGUUUGUCAAUCACUCGUUCGAAGCGAUUUUAGACGUUGGCGGGACCUCGAAAUGGUCAACAAAUCCAGAGGCUUGUCGCCUGCCGCUCAGCACCUCGGAAGCUGGCCGCAUCGUGCGGGCGCUAUACCGCUUCCAAAUGCUAUUCAACCUCUUCCAUGCAAAGGAUAAUUGGUUUUUUACUGUGCGCACUGGGCUUAUAGAAGAACUAUACAACGAUCCAGCUAUAGCUUACAUGUUCAAGCCUUGGGAUCUUCAUGAAGUAGUUUCUGUCUUUGAGUUCUUGGAUGGGAGCAUCGAGAAAUUAGUUACUGAUAAAAAGUUCCAGGAAAAAGUCUACCAUGUUGUUAUGGACAGGUGUGACAAUUUGGCAGAAUUGUCGAGACAAGGCCUAACCUUCAUACUGGCCUUUUUGACAUGGGAGCACAGCACGGAGAAGUUCAUCUCGCUAAUCUACCGAGAGGAUGACUGGCCUUUGGAUUUUCCUAGACGCGUCCCGGAGGGUGUGGAAGAGGCUUAUUUACGAAUAUGCGAAAGCAACCCGCCCUUCAAUGGCGAUCAUGUGAUGCUCCAUCCGGACGCAGACUACCCGUCGUUGGCAUGGACUAUCGCUUGUAAAGCUCCCAACGGAUUCAUCAGUAGCAUACUGCAAGGCUUCCCACUCGAAAACUGCGGCUGUGUCAUGUGGGAUGCAGACCGUCUGGUGGCUACGGGCCUCAAGAAAAUCAUGGCUAUCAAAUUGCUUGAAGUACUACUAAAAGGGAUCAGAACUUCUCGGCCAAUCUUAUAA